AUGGCGUUGGCUUUGCUAGCUUUGGCGGCCGUGCCGGCUGCGGCCUAUGAGUUCGUCGGUGGAGCGACUUCCGGAGCCGAGGUGGCGAGCGGGGGCAAGAUGACCAUGGGCGGCAAGGUGGGCGGAUACGCGUCGCUGCUCCAGGCCAGCAACCCUUCCUUAGGAGAGCUUUCCCUGGUCCUGGAGUGCUGCGGAGGCGCGACCUCCUUGGCCAGUGAAGCCGCGAACGACGUCAAUGUCAACACGUUCGGCUCGGGUGCUAAAAAGGGGCUUCUGGAGAAGUACACCGAAAAGAACACGUGCACCAAGGCAAGUGAAGAUGCCGUGGCCAACGACCAGUGCAAUUACGCUUACUCUUUCCACAACAAGGAUUGGAUGGAAGCGGCCUACUCUGCCUUCUGCGUGCCCAGCGACGUUUGCUCCGUUGACGUAGUGGGCAUGACCAAAGGCACUAAGAUCGGCUACAGCGUGGUGGAGCAAAUCCUGAACAACAAUGCUGGCGACCUCAUGUUCGCCGGCUACGGAAAGAUCGGCUCCUGCCUGGGCGGCAUGAAUGAUGUGAACCUUGGCGCGACUUCCAAGUUUGUCAAGGAGGUCCCGAAAUUCGUGGAGCUGGUUCCCGGAGUCAAGAUCCCCACCGGCAAGAAAACGCAGGGUUUUGUCUUCGAGGGCAUGAAGGAGCAGGGCGUGGUGGAGAUGCUUGGAACUUGUGAACCCACGUCCGAGAAUGGCAUGCUCUACGUUUACAAGAACAAGUUCUGGAACGAGGCAAAGGGCCUGGUGGACAUUGACAGUUAUUUGAAGAUCAAGGAUGAUGAAGCAAAGCAGGCGCUGAUCAAAGAGCAGACGGAGAAAGCCAAAGACAAGGCGGAGGAGUCAGCGAAGUCUGCGGCGAAGUCUGCAGUGAAGCCUGCCGCAGCGAAGCCUGCGGCGGCUGAUGCUGCGACCGAGCCUGCAACGGAGCCGGCUGAGGCCAAGGUGACUUUGGACCCCAUGGAAAAACUUGAAGAGAUCUCAGAGGCUGCGUCUAAGGCCAAGGACGCGGCCAAGGAUGCAGAGGAGGCGCAGGCAGACCCAGCGGCUGCUGCCGCAGAGGUGCUGGGAACUGCCCUUGACAAAGCUGAGGACUCCAAGGCAGCAGACGUGAAGGAGGCAGCUCAGCGGCCAAGGCGGCUGCGGACAAGCUUGCGGCAGACACUCAAGCUGCUGCAGACAAGCUGGCUGCGCAGACCAAGGCUGCCCAGGAGGCCGCUGCUGCAGCCGCCAAGGAGGUUGCUGACAAGUUGGCUGCACAGACCAAGGCAGCACAGGAGGCCGCGGAGGAGAGCGCAGAUGCUGUCAAGCAGGCCACAGAGGAGCAGGCAGCUGCAGUGAAGAAGGCAGCAGAGACGCAUGCAGCAGCCAUCCAGAAGGCUGCAGAGGACAGCUCGGCUGCCCUUCAGGAUGCCACCCAGGAUGUGGGCGAGCAGGCAACUGCCGUCUUGCAGGCCGCAACAGAUGCCGCCAAGGAUGCCACUGAGCAGGCCACUGCUGCAGAGAGCGUUGAUGCCCGCCGCCUGAGCGCCAUGCUGAUUUGAUCUCCUCAGGAGCCAAAUCAAGAACAUCCUUUUCUGGCUGUCAUUGGACGAAAUGUUGCCAUGGCAGCCACAUACUUGAUGGACUUGGGCUGUUGUCGGCAAAAGCAGCCACAUGCUUUGACAACAAAUGCUGUUGCCGGCG
Molecule: messenger RNA, 1719 nt
Organism: Effrenium voratum
Lineage: Eukaryota; Dinophyceae; Suessiales; Symbiodiniaceae
Source: the annotation of a GenBank genome assembly